Lolium perenne is the source of this 2054-nucleotide messenger RNA. RefSeq lists its product as uncharacterized. The record is from RefSeq and is a predicted model, not a curated record. Lineage: Eukaryota; Viridiplantae; Streptophyta; Magnoliopsida; Poales; Poaceae.
AAGUGGUGGAAAAAAAAAAACCCCCACUCCCUCUUCUCCAUUCCUCUGCAAGCCACCCCGUCUUCGUCUUCCCCUUUCCCUCCAGAUCCAAACCCUAAACCCAACGAGCGAACCAUGGCGGCAGCGGUUUCGGAUUGGGGGCUCACAUCACCCGGGAAAUCUUCGCCCGCGUUCGGCCCAACGAGCCUCUGUACAUCUUUCAGGUGGCUCACCUCUGCAAGGCCUGGCUCCGCGCCCUCUCCGACCCCGACUUCGGCCGUCUCCUCCGCGAGCGCAACGUGGCCCCGCUGCCCGUUGGCUUCCUGCACGACCUCGACGACGACGACGACGACGACGACGGCCUCCCGACUUUCGUCCCCACCAUCACAUCGCCCUUCUUCCCCAACAGCGUUCCCGAUCGUCGAGACUGGAAGGUGAUGGACUACAGGCACGGUCGCGGUCUGUUCAUCUCCACGCGCGACGGCGGCCUGGGGCGCAAGGAGCUUCUGAUAUGGGAUUCCAUCACCGGUGUCCAGCGGCGCUUCCCUGUGGCCCCGCAGGCCAGCGAGAGCACCUACCCGGGCGCGGCCGUGGUCUGUGCGGUACCUGGCUGCAACCACCACCCCGUCUGCAACGGGGGUGACUUCAAAGUGGCCCUCUUGUUCGCAGAUCCACCGUUUGUUGACUACUUUGAAGAUGAUCCGGAUAUAGCCGAGAUGAAGUGUUUUGUCUAUUCAUCACAGACGGAUACCUGGAUUCAGGAGUCUUCGCUCCAUGGCAUCUCCUAGGACUUGGGGAGCAGGCCCAGCGUUCUGGCAGGACAAUGCUUGUACUUCCUGUCUGAUGGUUUAGUCAUCUUUGAGCUUGAUCUGUCUGCCCAUACCUUAUCUCAGAUCGACUUACCGGAAAUGGAUGAAAAGCCUAUGGACAAUGAUGAUAGUCUCAUUCUCAUGAUCACAGAGGAUGGUGGACUUGGUCUUAUCGAGGCAAACGAGGGUAACAUCUUCAUUUGGUCAAGGGAUGUCAGUGCCGAUGGCAAUGCAACUUGGUCUAUGACCGAAACUUUUGAUCACUACAACCUUUUUGGAAAGAUUGGGAUCGAGGAGCACUCACUGCUUGGAUUUGCGGAAGGAACAAGGGUCUUUUUUGUUGGUACACCUCAAGGGAACUUUGCUUUCGAGCUGCCACAUUCAAUGGUACCGAUGAAGGACCCGGAGCUGGUUAAAAGACUUCUGGUGGAACAAAAUUUCAGUUGUGUUCGCCCUGUGGUUAGCUUCUACACUCCAUUCAAUGGGCUUCAACAGAAUGAAGUUGAGCAACAGAGCAAUCAGCCCAAUCCUAAUGAAGAUGACGAGAAACAACAGGCUACUCAAGCUCAAACUUCAAGUAUUCAAAGGGCCAAUGCCAUGCCAAUAUCUGAUGAUCCUUUCCCCAAGAGACAAAAAAAGGCUGCGGAUUCUGUUGCUAUGGAUAGAUCAUCUGAUGAUUUAGGGAUGUACUCAUCAGCAAAAUCUGACUGCUGAAUCAACUCUGGUUUGAGUGUACAGGAGGUUUAAGCAUGAAUCCAGACAAUGCCUUCUCUAGUAGUGGGAAUGUUCGAUCCAUCUUGCUUUAGUAUUGUUUAGCAGGCUUCUUAUUACCCACAUUAUGUGAGUUGUUCAUGUUCGAGACUAACUUGUGAUGUCCAGGAGGUUUAAGCAUGAAGCCAGACAAUGCCUUUUCUAGUAGCGGGAACGUUCGACGCAUCUUGCUUUAAUAUAGAUUAGCAGGCUCCUUAUUACCCCCAUUAUGCGAGCUUUGCAUGUUUGAGACUAACAUGUGAUGUUGGGAGUCAUGUGUUUGGACCUGUGAGGAUUUUGUUAUUUCACUUGCUAGAGAAUGGAGAUUAGCUAUCUUAUCUUAAAUUGAUUGGAUUUUAUGCUAUGUUCUCCUUAAUCCUGGAAUGCAUAUUAUAGCCCUGUCUGCUGAUUCAUUGGAAAGUGUAUGAUUUUGUGAUGGUGGAACCAGUUUGAUCUUCUCUGUUGUUUGUGCAAAGGGCAUUCUACGUGUUAUGGUCACUCUGCGGUUAUUGCUCA